AUGUCUUUCUUGCAGAGCGACUAUCACUCUAUCCCUCAAGACUCUUUGGCUCAAGCACAUAGGGAGAGCACAAACAAUUCUCUAGACAGCGUAGACCUAACAACUCCUGCUAAUACAGCCCAUGGGAACAACUCGUUUGUGUUUCAAAAAUACAAGCCAAACACGUGCCGGGAAUUGCACGCCCCGAUUCUCGCAAGGCAACACAACGCCAUUACAUUGCCUGUGACCAUCUUUCCUAUUUUAUUUGCUUCCGGCGUCGGUCGACUGGUUUACGACAUUGCCAGAUGGAAGCUUGACAAGGGUGCAACUGUUGGAACAUUGGAACAACUUAUCGGAAGCCAGACUCCUAUGAAAAUUGACACCAUGGAUAUUUGGAUGAACGUCAAGAUUCCGUUCUUGGAGAGCCAGACCAACCGGUCCAGUGACACUUGGAAGGACGCCCUUUGGAAGCCAUCUUCAAAAACUUACUCCUUCCUCGCUGGAAUUCCGGUGACUAAUGUGCCUGUGGGAAACAUAUUAAUCCCUCGAAUCAAAAUGGUUUCAGCGAUUUCCCUCACCGAUCACACGCUUCCUGGGGCCAGCCCGGCCACGCCGGCAAUAUUCGAGAGCGAGACGGAUAUUGAGGCCGGGCCAACCCGGCUUUUUCUCCAAGUCCAGAUAUUGAGCUGGAACACGUGGCCGGUUCAAGCUAUUUGGGACGUGAGACAAGAGUACAUCGAGUCCCGCGUCAACUGCUCACGCAAGGACCUUUCAGCGCAACAAAACUGCACCGCCACCACCCAGCGUCACUCACAACGCCGACAUGCCGCAGAGAAUAGAACUACUCUAUCCUUUAUCGACAUAUCUUGGCACGUCUAUUUCCUGCUGCCUCGAGGAUCUCAGGAACUAUCACCCUACAACGCAGAUCUUAGCAUGCAGUAUCUGAUCGAUCCAAGCAACAUCGAGAAUAACACUGUUUUAAAAGCCAACAUUACAGUCGCGGCUAAGGUUACCGACCUGGUGGAGGUUUAUGCCAUUUCAAAAACAUGGGCGGCCCUCUUUAUCCUCUCAUCGGUCGUCUUGAUUCUUGGGGGUGUUGCAAGCGUUGUGUUUGCUCAUCCCGACAAUGGGCCCGCCAUAUUUGGCUAUGUGACGACGGUGCUUCGCGACACAGGGUUCAUUGACCUGCCUCCCGUUGCCAAAGAUAUGGAUGGCGGGGAUAUUACAAUCCUGGUUAAAGAUGUGAGGGUACAACAUGGGUUUAUCAGUAGAGAGGAAACCCUUAUGAGCCGAGACCGAGACCGAGACCGAGACCGACACUUACACAUCAACUCAAGGCAGGCACCUGGCGUGUUAUUUACGAGGCCGGCAGAUGUCCUAUGUCUAUGGAAAUUCUUCAGUGUGUUUGUGCACGUUUUCAUUAUGAGUGGUGAAGCCGGUCUCAAAUGCUUGCAAUGGCUAAUCAGGGGCAUGCAGCUGGGUUCAUCCCUCCUGAUCCUCGCCGUUUAUUCAUAUUUCCUUGCAACUCUAGCAGCACAUGGUUAUGACAUCAACACAAGCAUCCGUGCCGUCGAAGGAAUAUCCGGCAGCGCCGCUCUCUAUGGGAUCUUGGGGCUACUUCUGAUCUGUUGCAUCGGUGGUAUCCCCAUCGCGUCUCUUAUUGCAAUUAUCCUCGACACCAGCUUCCUUGCCUGCUUCAUAUAUGUAGCUGUUGCUAACAAGCACGGCGGGGGCAAUUGCAAAGGCGAGGUCGAUACCCCAUAUGGACUAGGAUCGGCAAAAUCUAGAGUCAAAGGGAAGAGGGGCUCUCUAGCACUGCCGACUUAUCGAGUCGCAUGUCAGCUGCAAACUGCCUGCCUAGUUGCAGCAAUCAUUUGUGUUGUCCUGUUUUUCGUUUCGAUCAUCGUCGAUAUCGCGCUGGCGCGUGGUCAUUAUGCCCAACAUCGACUCGAGAACAAGGACUACGGAUAUGGAGAUGGCGAACGAAGGGUCUUUUUGGACCGCAGGUCAGAGCCUAGUCCCUGGGGUGCGGUUCCAGAUGAUCUCCCGGCACAUGCACAGCCCGAUGACAUUGAUCUUCACCCACGCGACAGCAUACAUAUCCAUGGAGGCAGAGAGCGCGAAGGUAUAUCAGAUGACCAAGGGAGUCACUACUAUCCGCAUGAUGGCUCUGAUCAGACCCAACGGUCUAAGCAUCCAGAGCCACCAUAUCCUAUUUAG
Messenger RNA from Fusarium vanettenii 77-13-4, 2199 nucleotides. RefSeq lists its product as uncharacterized. The record is from RefSeq and is a predicted model, not a curated record. NCBI's taxonomy places the organism in Eukaryota, Fungi, Ascomycota, Sordariomycetes, Hypocreales, Nectriaceae. The transcript has 9 exons. Bases 1 to 2199 code for a protein of 732 amino acids.